UCCUGCGCCGGGCGGCUGCCUGCCCUUUCCCUCCUCCCCGCUUCCCCUCACGUACCGAUGGCGGCGAGUGACGCGGAAACGGCCCAGCAACAAAUUGAUGAAAUUGAAGCUCUUUCAUCCAUAUAUGGUGAUGAUUGGUGUGUUGUUGAUGAAGAUGAAAAAAUCUACUGUAUUAAGAUUAAUGAUUGUCUGGAUCAACCAAAAUGGACCAUCUGUCUGCAGGUGAUUUUGCCGCCAGGAUAUCCAACUGCAGAGCCACCUAUUUAUCAACUAAAUGCCCCUUGGCUUCGAGGACAAGAUUACAUAGAACUAGCAAAUAGCUUGGAAGAAAUAUAUGUACAGAACCUUGGUGAAAGUAUACUUUAUUUAUGGGUGGAGAAGAUACGAGAAGUUUUGAUAGAAAAGGCACAGUCGUCAGAUCCGGAACCAGGUAUUAAGAAAACCAGUGAAGAAGUUGAUGAAGAUGAUGGAGGUGAUUUUCUCCUAGACUAUCAGCCCAUUCAGGAAGAGCCAAUUAAAAUGUUAAAUUACAUUACAUCUGAAAGUCAAGAAGUAGAUGAAGAACUGCCACCUAUACAUCAUGGAAACCCGAUCACAGACCGAAGGAGUACUUUCCAGGCACACCUGGCUCCUGUGGUGACACCCAGACAAGUAAAGAGAGUUCUUGAAAAAUUAUAUGAGAAUAAGAAAAUUGCAAGUGCUACCCACAACAUAUAUGCAUACAGAAUAUACUGUGAAGGUAAGCAGACAUUCUUACAGGAUUGUGAAGAUGAUGGGGAGACAGCAGCAGGUGGACGUCUUCUUCAUCUUAUGCAGAUUUUGAACGUCCAGAAUGUGUUAGUUGUGGUAUCCCGCUGGUAUGGAGGUAUUCUCUUAGGACCAGAUCGUUUUAAACAUAUAAACAAUUGUGCAAGAAACAUACUUGUGGAAUACAACUAUGUACCUUCAGUGGAAGAAUCAUCUAAACAAGCAGGAAAAAGCAAAAAGAUAAGGAAGGACAACAAGAAGAGAACAGAACACUAAUUUAUUUUUAAAAACUAAAACAAAAAAUAUUUUGCACAUAUUUAUACAAAGAAAACAUGGACAUUGUUGCCUUAUCCAAUACAACAGACAUUUUGUAUUCAAAAGAUAAUUCAGUAAAGCUAUAGAUAUAUUUU
Grus americana (Whooping crane) is the source of this 1157-nucleotide messenger RNA. RefSeq names its product impact RWD domain protein (gene IMPACT). The record is from RefSeq and is a predicted model, not a curated record. Gene Ontology annotation, molecular function: protein binding. Lineage: Eukaryota; Metazoa; Chordata; Aves; Gruiformes; Gruidae. Bases 58 to 1023 code for a protein of 321 amino acids. Gene Ontology annotation, cellular component: cytoplasm. Gene Ontology annotation, biological process: regulation of translational initiation. The transcript is spliced from 11 exons.